Molecule: messenger RNA, 1190 nt
Organism: Sphaeramia orbicularis (orbiculate cardinalfish)
Lineage: Eukaryota; Metazoa; Chordata; Actinopteri; Kurtiformes; Apogonidae
Gene: yipf5
Product: Yip1 domain family, member 5
Exons: 6
Coding region: 114-887 (257 amino acids)
Biological process (GO): vesicle fusion with Golgi apparatus; endoplasmic reticulum to Golgi vesicle-mediated transport; regulation of ER to Golgi vesicle-mediated transport
Cellular component (GO): membrane; trans-Golgi network
Source: RefSeq, a predicted model, not a curated record
GUCGGCCGCAUAUCAACCCGGAACAUUUACAGUUUCUCUUGACACGUAGCAACCAACUUGGCAGGGAUCUGGGUGGAUUUGUCAAACAUCACAGGUUUUUGCCAGAGUGAGAGAUGUCGGGGUUUGACAACUUCAACACAGACUUUUACCAGUCCAGCUACAGUGUGGAUGACCAAAGCCAGGGAGGCUAUGGCUAUGGGAACGCUGAAAACCCCUACAAUAAGCAAUACAGUCAGUAUGACUACUCUCAGCCCAUGGCCUACUCUUCCCCAGGGAUGAUGCAACCCCAGCAACCAUACACAGGACAAAUCUUUCAACCCACACAGACCUACACCCCAUCUGCAUCACAGUCCAUGUAUAAUAGUAGCUUUGAUGAUGAACCUCCGCUGCUAGAAGAGUUAGGGAUCAACUUCGAUCACAUCUGGCAGAAAACUCUGACGGUGCUCCAUCCAUUGAAGGUCGCCGAUGGCAGCAUCAUGAACGAGACAGACCUGGCUGGUCCCAUGGUCUUCUGCUUGGCCUUUGGAGCAACACUCCUCCUGUCGGGUAAGAUCCAGUUCGGAUACGUGUACGGUAUCAGUGCAAUUGGCUGCCUCGGCAUGUACUGUCUGCUCAACCUCAUGAGUAUGACAGGGGUCUCCUUCGGCUGCGUGGCCAGCGUGUUGGGAUACUGCCUCCUACCCAUGAUCCUCCUCUCCAGCUUUGGUGUCCUCUUUUCUUUACAGGGCAUGAUGGGAAUUAUACUAACAGCGGCAAUUAUCGGCUGGUGCAGUUUCUCAGCUUCAAAGAUCUUCAUCUCAGCGUUGGCCAUGGAUGGGCAGCAGUUAUUGGUUGCCUACCCCUGCGCUCUCUUAUAUGGGGUCUUUGCACUCAUUUCUGUCUUUUAAAGGAAUUUAGGAAACAAAUAAUGGUUUGAAAUUACUGCUCCAUCAUUUCUGUAAUUACAGUCUAAUUGGCAUCAGUGUAAUUAUUGUAGUUAUUUUCUAAUUACACUGUUAUUACAGGAAAAAUAGGAGCUUGUCUAAAAUGGCACCAAGGUUAGUUUUUUUUUUUUUUUUUUCUUUUUUUAAGCCUCCACUUCUCAUCGCAUUCCAACUUCAGGCUGGAGUGUAUCGUCACAUUCGCAUCUCCUCUCUACUUUUGUUCAUCUAAAAGGAGGGGAUUGUCUAAUAACCUGCUUAAAAAAAAAA